UGCCCCAGAACGUUUGCGAUCAGACGGGACCGUGAAGCUCUCUGUCCACAGUCCACAUCAAUACAUGCCUGGGCUCCACGCUUGCUCUCGCCCGCCCUCGCCCUCGCCCUCUCUCUGUCUGACACACACAGAAGCUCCUCGCGCAUCCAAUUUUCCCGUCCCUUUUCUCCACCGCCCGCGACGCCUCAGACGGCCAUAGAUUGAUGCUGUUCGCGGCGCUGAUGGCGCUCGACACCGAGCGGAAGCAUAUGUACGAGGGACAUACCGAGGUUCGAAAUUUGAGGGUCAUUGCAAGGACGGGAGCUCACUCCCACGGUGGACCUGUCUGCGCACGCCGCUUAUCGCAGUCCUCGGGACAGCAUUAUUCAAAGGAGCAACAUUGAGUUCCGCGGAAGAUGCUGUGCCGAGGAUUGCCAGUAGGUAGGAGUGCAUGCUGCCGUUGGAAGUGUAUUGUUCAUCCACGCUCAACACAGGCGAUUCUGCGUGAUGCAAUAGCGACAUGGAUCCCUGACAUUCGAUGCGGUGCCAUUUCCCUCUAGGAGGUACUGACCCAUCUGGAGCGCAUGAAAUAGAUACAGGAGUGCCGGCAUGAAUGGCGGAUCAAAGUGAUCGGCAAUAUCUCAUACCAAGCACAAGCGGACAGAGGCGCCAUCCAAGGCAGGCCCCGGGCGGAGAAGCCAAGAAAAGGGCCGACCGACCUCGAAUGGACCGAACGAAGACGACCUUUCGCGAAUACAACGUCCCCACGACACUUUGCUGCGAAGAACUCGAUUCGUAGCCCUGGCGGGUCACCUUGUUGCUCAUCAUCUCCAGCGACAGGCUGUGCAGCACCGCUUUCGACCUACGAUCUGCAUUGACCAGUCGUUUGGCGCCAUCCUACCACGCGGACUCUCUGGUAUUGGCUAAUUGUUGGCACGUGGAGAAGAAGCUGGACUGAAGGAGUGCUUUGAAGAGCAGGCUUUGGCAGGGUUUGCAAAUACUUGACAGGCUCAGGACGCACUGCAAUACUGUACUAUACAACGCUGCGCUACGCUGUUCGAAUCGCAAUUAGCUGCAGGACAGCUUCCUCUCCCAUCACCGCGACUCGCACCCUUCCGAUGCGUCGAACUUGAACGACGACCUCCUGCCACGCGCGACUACCCCCAAUCAUGGCCAGCACGUACGUCUGGACGACGAGAUGCAUCCCAGCAUUCAGCAUCUGCAGCGUGGUUGCCCUGCUGCUAUGUUCAUUCAUCAUCUCGCCGUACGGUAAAGCCGAGUCUGGCAGACACCGUGGGCAGGCGACACUUCCUCAGCUUAUCCUGAGUUGUUACACUGUCUUCUGCCAUGUCAUGUCGAUAGCCUUCCCCGUAAGGGUCUGCUGGGCCAUCCGAGAUGUCAUCGAUCGGACUAGGAAAUCUGCUCUUGAGAUACCGAAUACGACGAGGCAUCGGGCUUAUAGCAUGAAGAGAGAUAGCGGCACAUUCGAGGAGCCGGUGCCUCUAUUUCUCAUCAUUUUGCCAGCUUAUAAGGAAGAGAUGUCGACACUGGAGGACACAUUGAAAGUUUUGGCAUCUCACACACAAGCGCGGGCAAGCUAUCAUCUGUAUUUGGCCAUGGAGGAGAAAGAGGAGAAAUCUGCCUCCAAAGCUGCAAGCUUGAUCAAGACGUUCGAAGCAUCUUUCUUCCGCAUGAGCUACACUGUUCAUCCUUGUGACAUUCCUGGUGAGGCGCAGGGCAAGAGUAGCAAUGAGUCCUGGGCUGCGCAGCAAGCUCUACGCGAUUACACCGAGGACUGGGUGAAGCGGAACGUGAUCAUGACAGUCAUGGAUGCCGACACACACCUCUCGUCGCGGUACUUCUCGCAGAUUGCUCGCAUGCAUUUGGAGUUCGCAGAAACCAACCAGAGGACCAUUUAUGUGCCACCGCUUGUGUUCGACCGCAAUCUUCACAACGUACCACUCCCUGUACGAACAGCAGACCUCAUGUGGGCUGGAGCAGGUAUCUCGAGCUUGUAUGCUGGCUCGGCCAUUUGCAUUCCUACAUCCGUCUACUCACUGCCGAUGACGCUGGUUGAACAGGUUGGUGGUUGGGAUACUGGCCCAGGUGCGAUUGGUGAGGAUAUGCAUAUGUACCUCAAGUGCUUCUUUGCAUUGUCUGGCAACCUUGAGGUUCGCAUCGUAUAUGCAGCAGCAAGUCAGUGCAAUGUCAGCAGUGACGAGCGAGGUCUCCUAGGCUUCUUCACAGGGCUUCAAGCACGAUACAAGCAGGCGUUGCGCCAUAUGUGGGGUGCCCUCGAUACAGGCUACACCAUUCGGCAAACUUUCAGUAUGCUACAGAGGCACAAAAUCGCCCCCCGAAGGCCUGUCGGUGUGCCUGAAAGUGCUCCAAGUUCGGACUGGCCUGUCUUUGAUAGCAGCACUGGCCUGCACAAGACGGCAAUAUCGAAAGGGGCAGGCGCCCAAUAUGCGCCGCCAAGACCAAUCCAUUGGUACAACCUUUGUGUGCUAUACCAUCGCAUGUUCGAGGCACACUUCCUGCCCGUUCACUUGUGUGUGAUUCUGAUCACGUCGGGCAUCUAUACUAUGUUCACGCCAAGCUACCUCGUCCCCACGGCUUUCAAAAUGGCACUCGACUUCUCCAGCGUCUGUCGGUUGAUUGGAUGGUGCACCAUGCUAUGCUACUUCUACCUCUUCGAGCGGUAUCACAAGCUAUGCGUAGGCUUGCGCCAGGAAGAGAUGCGCCAGGCAGGCUUACUAGAGGAGAUUGAAGACGGCGAUGGCAUCACACCCAACGUCUUCCAGGUGGCUGGUCUGUUCGAGGCUGCACUAUUUCCAGUUGGUGGCGUCAUCUUUGGCGCAAUACCUGCGAUUCAAGCUGAGCUGAGCCAUCUCUUCACUGACCGCUUAACAUAUGUGGUCAGCUUGAAACCUUCACUUCCAGCGAUCAAGUCGAUCAGGAGCACGAGAGCCAUGACACCAUCUCAGCCCAUGCGACCUAUGGCCCAAUCACACACGAGCCCCCAAAAGUCAAUGACUACACGCACACGAACCGACAGCAAGCCCAAAGCCAGCAGCUUCAUUCCCGCCAUGAACGGCCACGUCCACCAACGGAGAUUAUCACAGCUCAUACAAUUGCGUGAUGCGGAUUGAGGUGUGCAGAAAGACGACUAUCAUGUAUGAAUCUGCUUACGCAGUGAGAGUAACGGACCCAGGGUCGAGGUGAAGUAAGGUAAGGUAUCGAGCUCGGCGCUUUUAGUGGGCGCCAUAAGGAUCACUGGGUAUGAAGGCACGCGAUCAUGAAACCGCGUCCUCGCUCCUCUCAGCGACUUCGUCAAUCUGCCCAGGCGGCAGUGACGAAGAAUCCGCACAGCACAAGGCGUUCUACUGUUGCCACGUCCGCUCCGACCCUGCUAUCGAACACGCCCAGUCGGAGAAGGCAUCCGUCUCCAUUUCCUCUUCCACGCCGCCUCGAACGGUACAUAGUCUGUUCGAGCUCGCAAUGGCUUAGGGGUAUUGGGGAGCUCGCCAGAAUCUUGCUGUUCGACCGACACAAGCCCGGUGGUAUAUUCGCGGGCCCGACAUGGACCCUCGAGGCAUCGAUCCGAUUAGUCGCAAGCAGACCGUCGCAACGAGCUGUCCCCUACAUACGUGCGUGAGAAUAGAACAGCUGCAAUUCCAUCAAAUAGAAUCUCACGCAGGAGUUCCUCGGUCACUAAAUGGCCCUCUCUUCCUGUCUGGCGGUAUAUCUUGGUGCAUGGUGCUUGGUCAUCCUCAUCCGCCGCCUGGGUCGUCGACCUGGCAGUCCACGAGAGUAUCCCCGAGAUAGACUUUGUCGCAAUUAUUCGUUCUCAGAAUCACCUCUCCAAUGAUUCGUUCUUCC
Sphaerulina musiva SO2202 is the source of this 3861-nucleotide messenger RNA. RefSeq lists its product as uncharacterized. NCBI's taxonomy places the organism in Eukaryota, Fungi, Ascomycota, Dothideomycetes, Mycosphaerellales, Mycosphaerellaceae. Bases 1149 to 3131 code for a protein of 660 amino acids. The transcript is spliced from 6 exons. The record is from RefSeq and is a predicted model, not a curated record.